GAACCUUGUACAUAGAAGGGGGCAUCGCUGCCGAUUUGCUGCGUAUUGCCUCCCUGAAAACCUAGAGCGAGAGAGAGAGAGUUCUAGAGAGAGAGAAGAUGGGAGUGGAGAAGGAAGUGCUGAGAACUGGAACAGGCCCCAAGCCCUCUCGCGGCCAGAACGUCACCGUUCACUGCACCGGCUACGGUAAAAAUCGUGAUCUCUCGCAAAAGUUCUGGAGCACAAAGGACCCUGGGCAGAAGCCAUUUUCAUUCAAAAUUGGUCAAGGUUCUGUGAUAAAAGGAUGGGAUGAAGGGGUGAUGGGAAUGCAAGUGGGGGAAGUUGCUCGUCUUCGGUGCUCGCCUGAUUAUGCUUAUGGCUCAGAUGGAUUUCCUGCUUGGGGGAUCCAGCCGAACUCGGUUUUAGUGUUUGAAAUUGAAGUUCUUGGCGCGGAGUGACUCAGUAGCCGACUUGGCAUGUGAUGGAUUGUUGGUGCAGAGGCAUACAUUUUGGUACUCAGAUAAUGUAAUUUAUGUGUGUUGUGGUGCAGAGGCAUACAUUUCGGUACUCGGAUAAUAUAAUUUGUGUGUUGUUGGCUUUUGGACCUCGAUGAGUUUGGAAAUGGCUGGCACUAAGCUCUAUUAUGAUGCUAUACAUUAUCAAGGUUCUGAAUAAUCGACAAAAACCAUGCUUCCUAGUUAUUCUGCCAAAUAAGAAUUGCCACUUACUU
This is a messenger RNA of Eucalyptus grandis, 709 nucleotides long. Its product is annotated as peptidyl-prolyl cis-trans isomerase FKBP12. The record is from RefSeq and is a predicted model, not a curated record. The transcript is spliced from 5 exons. Bases 99 to 437 code for a protein of 112 amino acids. Gene Ontology annotation, molecular function: peptidyl-prolyl cis-trans isomerase activity. Lineage: Eukaryota; Viridiplantae; Streptophyta; Magnoliopsida; Myrtales; Myrtaceae.